This is a messenger RNA of Acytostelium subglobosum LB1, 858 nucleotides long. RefSeq lists its product as hypothetical. Gene Ontology annotation, molecular function: acyltransferase activity. The annotation marks the transcript as partial. The record is from RefSeq and is a predicted model, not a curated record. NCBI's taxonomy places the organism in Eukaryota, Evosea, Eumycetozoa, Acytosteliales, Acytosteliaceae. The transcript has a single exon.
AAAGUGGAAUUGAAUGACUUGUUCUUUUAUGGAAGAAUUAAGUAUCCAAUUACAUUUAAACAUUUAUUGUUUGCAUUAUAUCUACCAUUUGCCUUAUUACUUUGGCCAAUUAGAUUGAUGUACAAUGUUAUAUUGUUCACAUUCUUAUUGUUCAUGCCACAUUGGAUGAGACCAAUAACCAAACCAUUGUUGGCAUUUGGUCUGGGCAUCAUUACCAACAUCAAAGACAAGCAUAACCUGCCUGGCAAACAUAAUCCCAACAGUGGCCGAAUCAUCGUAUCCAAUCACUUGACCGACUAUGACCCGCACACAAUGUACACCGUCCUCGAGGACUACCAUGUCGUGGUGAAGGACCUGUUUGCCAGUGUACCGCUCGUUGGAAAGGUGUACAGAAAGAUGGGCGCCAUCUUUGUCGACUACUCCAACCGCGACACAGCCCGCCAGCAGAUCACCGGCGCACUCAGCAAGACCGAGCAUCCAGUGAUCAUCUAUCCCGAGGGUGGUCUGACCAAUGGCAAGUCCGGCAUGCUGAUGUUCCAGAAGUUUGUCUUUAGUCUUGGACUGGGCAUCACGCCAAUCUCAAUGCGCUACACAUCGCAAUGGCCAAUCCAUGUGGACUACAUCGGCAGCACAUUCCUAAAGAACACAUUCUGGUGGUUGAUCGUGCCCUAUCAUACUUAUGAGAUGAAGGUGUUCCCGACCGAGUACAUCAGAGAAGGUGAGACCGAUGUAGAGUUUGCCAAGCGUGUCCAGACCAUGAUUGCCAAUGACCUUGGUCUUGAACCAACCGACAUCCCAAUGUUCAAAAAGAGGGAGUUGUUCAAUCAAAUCGUCGCAGCAAGGUCAGCUAAAAAGGAU